This is a messenger RNA of Calidris pugnax (ruff), 6316 nucleotides long. It is a transcript of the gene PLEKHA8, whose product is annotated as pleckstrin homology domain containing A8. Gene Ontology annotation, biological process: ceramide transport; intermembrane lipid transfer. Lineage: Eukaryota; Metazoa; Chordata; Aves; Charadriiformes; Scolopacidae. Bases 80 to 1633 code for a protein of 517 amino acids. The record is from RefSeq and is a predicted model, not a curated record. Gene Ontology annotation, cellular component: membrane; cytoplasm; cytosol. The transcript has 14 exons. Gene Ontology annotation, molecular function: ceramide 1-phosphate transfer activity; ceramide 1-phosphate binding.
GGCGGCGGCGGCGGGCGGCGUGGUGGUGGUGACUCCGCCGGGGGGCGGCCGCGCUGCAUGGGGGCGGGGGCCGGCCGCCAUGGAGGGGGUGCUGUACAAGUGGACCAACUACCUGAGUGGCUGGCAGCCUCGAUGGUUUCUUCUCUGUGGUGGCAUCCUGUCCUAUUAUGACUCUCAGGAAGAUGCCUGGAAGGGUUGUAAGGGAAGCAUCCAAAUGGCCGUGUGUGAAAUUCAAGUUCAUCCUGCAGAUAACACACGAAUGGACCUGAUCAUCCCAGGGGAACAGUACUUCUAUCUGAAGGCAAGAAACGCAGUUGAAAGGCAAAAGUGGCUGGUUGCACUAGGAACUGCCAAAGCCUGUCUGACCGACAGCAGGACACAGAAGGAAAAAGAGUUCACUGAAAACACAGAAGCCUUGAAGACUAAAAUGUCUGAACUUAGACUGUACUGUAACCUCCUUGUUCAACAAGUGCAUAAAACGAAGGAAGCCAGCAUUUCUGGUGCAUCAGAACCAGAGAGCGGGAUUGAUAUGGGAGCUCUGUUAAAAUCGACCUGUGACACCUUCCUGAAGACCCUUGAAGAAUGUAUGCAGAUUGCAAAUACUGCCUUCACUUCUGAGUUAUUGCAUCAGACCCCACCUGGCUCCCCAAAUCUAGCAGUUCUCAGAACAAACAAGAUAAAGCACUCUGUCUUGUCCAGUCAUACCGCAACGGAAAGGCAGAUGGAAUUGAGCCCCUGUGAAAAUGGCUCUGUAAAAUCAGAAAUUAACCAUCAAGAGCAAACCCUUAUUAAAAGUCUGGAAUGUUUAAACCUGGGAACAAAUGAGGGGAGCAGUGACAUUUCUGUUGAAGAUCACAUAGCAGAGGAUUUAGCAGAAGAUGGAGAGAACAAGCUGCAAGCUGUAGAAAGCUUUGGUGCCCAGAAGUUGCUGCAAUCAGAAAUGAAUUCGUUAAGUGGAUUGACCCUGUGUGAGGAAGACAGAAAUGAAAAUGAUUCUCCUACCUUCUUCAGUGUCAUGAGCAAUAGGUUCAGCGAUAUUGAACUUCGGGAGGAGGAGGGCAUACCGACAGAAGAGUUUCUGGAGUCAUGUUAUGCAAUUGUGCCUGUUCUGGACAAGCUGGGACCAACCGUUUUUGCUCCUGUUAAAAUGGAUUUUGUAGGUAACAUCAAGAAAAUAAACCAGAAAUUUAUAACCAACAAAGAAGAGUUUGAUACCCUUCAGAAGAUAGUGCUCCACGAAGUGAAUGCUGGCGUAGCACAAGUUAGAAACUCUGCUACAGAGGCUCUCCUGUGGCUGAAAAGAGGCUUAAAAUUCUUGAAAGGAUUUUUGACAGAAGUGAAGAACGGGGAAAAGAAUAUCCAAACAGCUCUGAACAAUGCUUAUGGAAAGACAUUACGGCAGCACCAUGGUUGGGUUGUCCGCGGGGUCUUUGCGUUAGCUUUAAGGGCAGCUCCAACGUACGAAGACUUUGUGGCAGCUCUGUCUGUAGAGGAGUGUGAUCCUCAGGAAGAAACGUUUUACAAAGGAAUGCAGAGGGACCUCAACAUUUAUUUACCAGCCAUGGAAAAGCAGCUAAAUAUCUUGGACACUCUCUAUGAAGUACAUGGUUUGGAGUCGGAUGAGGUGGUAUGACUACAGCAAGACCGUGUAUUAAAACUUCAGGGACUGUGUCUGUUAACAAAGAUUCCUUUCUUUUUGGGUUUUUUUUUUUGGACAUCGUUUCUGUUCAUUGUAUCUUUUCAGGUGGGAAGGGUGUCGUGAGUGUUUUUGGGGAAGGGUAUGUAUGAUUAUUUUUUUUUGUUAGCACUUGUUUUGUGUUUAAAUGCAGAGGUACUGUUUCUCUUUGGGUCAUAACUAUGUCUGUGAUGAAUGUUUUUGACUGUUUUUCUCCUGCCUGUGAGCUCCCUCUUCUCUUCACCUCAUAAAAGUGACAGAGCAGAAUUUGGCCUUCACUCCCGUACCUUAGGGGAGAGCUGUGUGUGCAGCAGAGUGGUAGAUCACGUCCAUCAUCCUGGUUUAUUAAGGUUUCGGUGUUUUUUUCUGUUUUGUGUUUAGGGUUUUCUUAAAUCAAAUUCACAUGAAAAUGUAAUACUUGCUUUUAAACUGAAUACAGCUAGCAAUUUAAAAAGCAGAUUUUAUUAAAAUCCUCCCUAGGCUGCCAUUAUGGGCAGACACUUCAUGAAAGUGGACAUGAAAUGGGUAAACGUUGGAGAAGCUAGAAUUUGUCAUGGAACCAUUACACAUUGGGCCAAUUGCAAACCUGAAAAUCUGAAAUGAUGUAAAAGUGACUGGAAAUCAAGAAAGUAAAAGUUUUUUUCCCAUUUUGCUGAUACAGACAAAAAUGUUCUCCUUAACACUGCUGCUAUUAAAAAUAAUAAAGCAGUCCUUUUAGGGUCUCUCAGUGGUGUCCUAGGGCUUCAGAUGGCUUUGGGCAAAGAGUUGAGUUUAACUCAUGGGCAGGAGGAGAGAAGGCUGUGCUAAUGAGGUACUUAGAAUUAGUAAAUCUUCAUAAAUACAGGAGGGAGAAGUACUGGCUUUUGCUAGGCUAAAAGCCACAUUGUCAGUAAAAUGAAUGUACUGCAGGUCUGCUGCCCUGCUCUCUGCACACCCAACACUUGAUCCUUUCUAAGGAGCUUUAAGAAAGGCAUAUGAAGUUUGAAGAAAAGACCAAGCAUCACACUUGAUGUAUAAAGCAAGGUAGCAGAACUGUAAUUAGGUGUUUAAACAGCAUGUCUUUCUUGUUCCUGUCAUCUUCUCUGAGCUGUGCCUAUCUGUAGUUCCUACAUACACCAAGAGGAAUCAGAAGGAUGUGGGAGUUUUAGGUUUUUUGGGUUUUCUUAAGUGAAGUAGUAUAUAUUUGAGUACAAAGUAAAACUUUUGACCAAAGCUCCAUUCAAUUAUUUCACUACUUGCAGUGCUAAAAAUGAAGCAGAGAGCCUGUGGGAUUUGGCUGUCUGCCGCUUCUAAGCAUGAAUGGAAAGAAACCACCCCUGCAGCAGAACAACCAGCUCUCUACCCUACAUGGUUUCCUCAGGGUUUUCAGCUAUUAUGUUGGAAACUUCACUGUAAUAGUUCUUACCUGAAUGCUCUGGGAAGGUAAUGGAGACCACAAUUCCACAAAAUAUCAGGUCGGGCUAUGGGAAGAGCAGGAAGAGAUCCCUCUUCUCUAGAAAUUACCUGUGAAGAUUGUGAAAAUUGGCUUCCCUUUUUGCUCUAAGCUUUUCCAGUAGCAGGAAAGUGUAUUCAGCACUUAGCCUUAGAUUUAUUUUUGGCUUUUCUGUUUGUUUUGUUUUUUAAAUAGCGGGAGAACCACUGGUUUGUUAGUAGUGUGUCAGACCCAACAGUUUGAUGCAAAAGGUAAGGAGGCUUUAUUUUGUAAGCAGGGAUCUUAACAGCUUUGUUGGGCCAUAAGCUUCAUUGGGCCGUUGGUUCAGCAAUUACUACCAUUCUUCUUUCCUCUAACAAAUAGAGAGUGGUCUACAUUGCAUAUCCUCUAAUCAGCAUGGAAUCCUGCCUCAGAGCAGGCUCUCUUGUCUGUUGGAGACAAGUUUGUUGCUUUCUGUUUGAUUUGUUUGGUUCAUUGAUUAGUUACUGUUGUUUUGGUGGUUUUUUUUUUUAAUGGCUGACAUUUAUGAACAACUGACCUGGGUACUGAUAGUGGUCCGUAUGACUCUUAAAUAACAGCACCCUUGCUCUGUAUACUUUACAUGAACUGCUUUGGUUUCUUAAACUGCACUAGUCUGAAGUUUUGCGUCCCUUUUCUUCAGAAAUGCUUUCGGCUGUUUCCUUCAAUGUCUAACAGUUGCAUAUUCUCAGGGAUUUUACUUAGCGAUGGCAAAAUAAGAGUAAUCACAGCUUUACCCUAGGGGAGUAAGGCUGCUUUUUGUGUAAUAGUAUAGCUGAGCAUAGAACUCUGAUACAGCGUAUGGCACUGACAGUGUCUAUCCAGUGCACAUCCUUGCUGAGACAUGGUAAAUCCCAAAGCAAUCUGAUAGAAGUGCUAUCUAGUACUGAAUAAUGGCUGUCAGCAUAUUUGAAUAGAGAUCAUACACACACCUGUGUAAUAUAGUGCUGUUGGCAUUAGAGCAGAGCUCUCAAAUAAUUUCAGUCGAGUUCUGCUUAGCAAUGGGAGGCUUUUAUUUAUUUUAUUUAUUUUGUUGUUUGUUUUUUUUUUUAAACAAACUGUGUUCUGGAGCCCCCUCUGCUAUUUUAAGACAUCAUACUCCGUUGCAUAUUGAAGUUCUGUGACAUUACAAUUGUAUAAUAUGAACUGGAUUCUCAAGUGCUUUAAUGUAAACUUAAGGAGUCAUUGAAACAUCCCAUCUUGACACUGUUGUUAUAUGGGUCUCCCCCUUUAACAGAUGCACUUAAAGUUAAGGGCCAUAUACCUUCACUGGAAGAUCUUUAUAAAGCAUCAUCAGGAUUUAGGUUACAGCUGUUUGCUUUAAAAAUAUUCCAUAGUUUGGAAAAGGUCACUUGGUUGGCUGGACAUUUAAAAAGUAUGCCCAAAUCGUGCUCCAGUUGUUUGCAGCCUCCUUUGGCAAAGGGAUGUGGACCAUCACAGAAAACAGUGUUACGUAUGUCCAUAUGCUGGACCUUCUAACCCUUUCUUUUCUUUAUCAAUUCAGCUUUUGUGAAAAGCUUUACGGAGCCCUAAAAUGCUUUUUAAACACCAGAAAAGACCCUUAGAUGUUCCUAUGUGGCUAACUUUCCAUCUUCCCUCACCUGGUCACCACCCUUUCCUUUCCUUCCGUCCUCAACUUCCUUGCUGCCGGAGCUGUUGCAGUCAAACUGAAGCAUCUCUCUAUUAAGAGCACAAAGCAGGAAGUGUUGAAAGUGAUAAAAAUGUAAUGUUGGAAAAUCAGACCUGACUUGUUUGGCAGGCAGCCAGGCUCACAGUCAGGUGGAGGAUGUUCUGCUUUUCUCUGAAGUUUCUCCUUGAUUUGACAUAUUUUGCCAGGAAAACUACACCACUUUGAACUUUUAAUUUCACUGAUGAAAUUUAAAUCAGGACACUUCAAAAUUGGCAGUUCUGCCUCUUUUGAGGGAAAGCACAGGGAUUUUUUUUUUUUAAUUGACUGAUUUCUGUUCCCUUGCCUGCAUAGUACUGAUAAAAAAAAAAAGAGAAGGGGGGCAGGAAUAACUGAAUUUGUGCCUCUUUCCUGCCUUCUGCAGCCCCUUGGUGAACAAACCCUGCAAACUACUGCGUGCUCCAAGCAAUAUAAAAUCACCCUUGUGCAGAAGGGGUAUCAUAGCUCACUUACUGGCCCUGAGCAAGCCCAGGCAGUACCUGACACAGUUUGCACAAGGAUUUAAGCACUUGCUUUGAAUUUAGAACGUAGACGUGUGUGUGCUUCACUUAAACACAUGUUCACCCUCCCACUGGCAUGCUCUUCUUCAAAAUGUGAUCUUUGACUAUAAUUUUUAGUAUCCCUUUCUUGGUGUGUUAUUUCUCCUCCCAAAUACUCCAGAUGUGCCAAAGGUUGGUUAGCUUUUCUUUUUUUAAUUUAUGAAACUUCCUUGUUUUCAUUUCCUGAUUUUUGCUUAGCACUCUAUAUUUUGCAUUGCAGCAUUCAGGGGGUCCAAAAUUUACUUCCUAAUUCCUUUAUUUAAAGUCAUCUUGAAAGUUUGAGAUUUAUGUCUACUUGAAACUAAACUUCCCAAGUAAAUUGCAUUCCGGAAUAUGGUGACUAAAUUGAAAACCAAAGCAGCUUGCUUUUGUGGUUUCCUUUCCUAUUUUCUUUUUUUCAAGGCAAUUUUGGGCAUACGUUUUGUCAAUGUCAAGUAGAGCUUACUGCAAACCUUACUUAUAUGUGCUGAAAUACGUCUGAAACGAAGAGAAGGUAUAUUGCCUCACACUUUAAAUUUACUUAAUUCUAAGGGCUUGUUCUUGCCCCCAAAAUCACCCCUUCCAGUGUAAGUGUUGCACAGAUUGUGCUGGCAUAAGCAGUUGAGUCCUAAAAUACUUUGACGUUUCUGGUCAGCAUCAUCUCUCAAAUCAUACAGCAUCUGUCUCUCUUCUGUUGGAGCAUUGUUAAGAACUUUGUCAGACUUUUAUAUUAUUUCAUUAUAAUAAACUUAUUUUAAAUAAGCAUGUUUUAAAAUCUCACUUUCUCCUUGCAUGGAUUUUGUUUCUUUUAUUACAAUAGGGGGCCUAAAGUGCUCUUCAGGACUGCAUCUGUUCUAGGUACUGUGUGAACAGUCGAAAACAGUAUGUUUCUGGUUCAUAGAAACUACCUGUAUGUAUCUUUGUAAGAAGAAUGUUAACACACAUGGAGCCUGUUUUGAUUACGAGAAUAAAAGCUGUGUCUGGCA